AUGAACUCUGACAAAAACAUUAACAACGUUGCACUGCACGCGGAGUUCGUCAGUAUUAUAUAUAUGCGAAUUUUAUGUUUUCAAGUGAUAUUGAGGACAUAAUCACGCUUCUUGAGUCAGAAUUAGUCAGAAAGGAAGUAAUAGAAUGCAUUAAUUCAUUUGGAAAAUAGGCUUGUGACGACAACAAAAUAUGCGGCCCCAAAACUGGUCCAAAGGACUGUCACCAAAACACCAGGUACUCACUCUGUACUCUAAACGUGAAGGUGUUCACCUCUCUCCAUUGGCGGCUGUGAAUUUAGUCCUGGGCUAACUUGCAAUGGGAUUAAUCGGUAGCGAACACUACUACCUUAUGCUUUCCCGUCAGGUCAUGUGACAGGCUGCGAUGCCUUGGUUGCGAUCACGAAGUCUUAAUCUUUGAUGACAAAGAAUGGACAAAGAAUACUGACUAUUUGUUUCUUAGAAAUAACUACCCCGACGCUGACUCACUGAAAAAGAAUUUACGAGCAAAAAGAAGUAAGCUGUUGGCACUCCUUGUUGAAAGACGCGUUAUUGUUAUGUUUGCUAUUUUGGAAUCGUGAACGUAAACCAAGCACGACUUAUCUAGGUCGACGGGACAAACCUAACCGCAGACUAUCCGACACUGAGGCCUUGUGUGGAAUGAACAGCAUCUCGUGCCCGACGAGUAGAAAUGGCCAUUUCUACUCGUCGGGCACGAGAUGCUGUUCAUUCCGGACCACCGUACCAAAUUUUACAUUUUUUGUCCGAAGUUAAGGAAUGAAAGUCAAAGCAACUCGGGCUUAUGAAAUUCUGCGUAAAUAGACUGUGAACGAACGAAACCCCUAGUGCCAAUAGGUACCACAUAUGUUACAGUAGAAAAUUACUCUAAAUGCGCUCUCCAAGAAUUACGGCGUGGAGAGCUUUGCACGAAUUUUGUGGUUUAACUAAUAACUCUUUAGUUGUAAAAGUAAAAAAAGCUGAGAAACCACGGCUUACUACGCGCUACAACAGGAUCUUUAGCCAGAACGUUGACGACCCUCAUUUCCCUUUGAAAAAUAACCCUUAUUCUCGUGAUACUUCAAAGGAGACCCGUAGAUGACUUUUAAAAAGGCCCAUGGGCAUCUGCGGAACCUCGCCAGAUACCAGUUAUUCCGGAGUAAGUUCAGGUGACCCAUAUGGUCUGCGCCAGCAUACAGGACGUGCCGUGGUGUCAGUGAGCAAUGCAAAUCUCGACGGCUUAUACUUCGUACUUAACUGCAUUUAAUAAUCACUCAGAAUUUAUUUCACGGGCGGACGUCCAGUCACUACAAGAGAUCUGUCGGUCUGCCCCUAUAAACUCUUGUUAGGCCCUAAAGCGGGAGAAGAGCAAUGUAUGGUUAUAUACAGGAAGCACACUAAUCCUGUAACUUGGGAUUUUGUUCACCUGGAAGCCCGAUAUACUCAAUCACAAAUCAUAGAGUUGCAGUCAAUGCUUGGGGUUUCGAUGUGACCCCUUAAUUGCUAAAGACGUGGUAUGACACCCACUCCCUGUAAAUGCUAGUGCACGGUCCGACAAACUAGCCCGUAUCACAAGGAUAGAAAACGGUUGAAUGAGGAGGGCGCAAUUGCAUUACGACGCAGGCCCAAUAACGGUCUAAAGUUCAAAACGCGGAUAAGCAAGGACAGCUGGGUACUGAUCUCCAUGCCCCAGGUAGUAUACUCUGCAAUCUUAAAGGGAAUGAAAGUCACAGAACAGUUAGGCGAGUGGGACGGGUGCGAACCCACUGGACCGAAGAAUCACCGCGACUAAUUUAAAGAGCUUCAGACAUAGCGCAGCCCUCAUCGGAGGAGUCAUUAUUCGCAUAACUUAGUUAACGUUUGCCGAAAAUAACUCGUUUUGGCCAAAAACCAUUGACGCGUAUUACUUUUGAAAAGUAAAGCCAUGUGACAUUUCAGACUCCCGGGCAUUCUGCUGUCAGUGCAGUUGGACAAAUGCGACUAGACUCACGCGAAUAGACCCAACAAAGAUCAAUUGGAUUUGCACAAGGCACCCGACUUGA
Molecule: messenger RNA, 2036 nt
Organism: Spirometra erinaceieuropaei
Lineage: Eukaryota; Metazoa; Platyhelminthes; Cestoda; Diphyllobothriidea; Diphyllobothriidae
Source: the annotation of a GenBank genome assembly